AUGUAAGACUUGGAGGAACUCUUGAAAAAGCCUGAAAUUUAUGAAAAUUUGUCUCUAUUUAAGGAAUUCUUGAAGGGAGUCAAGAAGUUAUGUGAUCAAUUUGAGGAGAAAAUUAAAAUGAUUCCUAAAUAAGAAAUUUAAGAGGAUUUGGCAAUUAGAAAGAAAAUCGAUAAGCAAAUGUUGAAAAGGAAAAAAAAGAGAGAUCAAUAAAGCUAAUCAGAUACUCCAAUCAAAGCAUCCAAAAAAUAGAGAUAGUAAGCAAUUGAUGUCGAUUAAUUGGAAAAACUAAAUCUUAAAGAUGGGUCUAUGGUGGAAAUCUAGGAACUAAAUCAAUCGUUUGAAUUUCAAAUGAACUCAAAAAAGUAGUCCAAAAGAAUAAAUUAAGAUGUGAAAAGAGAAGAAGAAGAUCCAAAAGGAAUAUAGGAGGAAGAUUCCUUCGGUGGGAAUAUAGUAUAAGAAUAUUAAUGA
Messenger RNA from Paramecium tetraurelia, 468 nucleotides. RefSeq lists its product as uncharacterized. The record is from RefSeq and is a predicted model, not a curated record. NCBI's taxonomy places the organism in Eukaryota, Ciliophora, Oligohymenophorea, Peniculida, Parameciidae. The transcript has 3 exons.